GACGGAGAGCAUGCUACGAUUGCCAAGUCACAGAGCGCACGAAGCACUGAUGCCUUCAUAGCCGUUGUGCUUCCCAACAAUCACGACCGCCUUUUUGUACUAGGCUGUACGACUGCUACUGCAUUUGCCGUCUCUCUGCGUCUGCCGGCCGCCGUUGGUCUCGGCCGGCUUUCGUCUGCCAUGUAUGCGCGCUUCGGCUCAGGGGCCCAGGCUGGCGCCGCAGAACGGGAAUGCAGCAACACCAGUCAGGACUCUCUAGUUCCACCAAGGGGAAACGCAGACUCAUCCCCAACUCCAGGAAUGCAGUCUGGGGAGUACCAACGCCAACACGCUCGUGAAGGACACGAUGUAUUGCAAAUACCAGACGCUCGGCCACCAUCACCGACUAAUAGGUCUCUACCCGAAACAUCGAGCAGCAUGUCUCCCGGGCAGACGGUGGAGAGAUUGGCGUGCACGCUGAGCAAGCAAUACCUGCAGCAGGGUCGUUCCACCGACGGCCAACUGCAGACGCAGCCAACACAAACACCGUCGUCACUGUGCUCGGUCGAAGGCCUGCAGAACCCCCGGUUACUCGGACUUUCAGAUUGGGGCGACCGGAAAAUCCGUGACCAAUCGCUACAGCACUUACCAGGUGGUCGCCCUGAUGACGGGCACACCAUUCCUUGGCUACCGAUUUCCGAGCAGGUUGUGGGUGAGCCGAUCGAAGUUGACGAGGCGUACUGCGAGCCGGAGGACGACACAUUAUUAUCGGAUGCGAAGCGAUCACGAUGGCGACCAAGCAGCCAGCCUCGAGACAGCUCCAGCACACGACCCCUUAACCGUCGCCUGGAGGACAUGAUUUCAACCGGAACGCAGUGCAAUGUGCGCGGCCAGCUCCGGCCAAUACCAACACCGUCACGGCCAACCUCAAGAUGGGUGUGCCCCCCUGAACCAGGACCGAUCGAACCCGAUCCGGAUUGUGCCAUGCCCGGGCCGGACCUAGAAGUUGACGACGCCGAGGGCGAUGGGUUGUCCGCGGCCCCGGAGGACCUGUUGGCUAUGAUAGAAGGGGGUAUUUCGCUGCGGGAUGCGAGCGGCCCCGGAGGCAUUAGGAAACACAUGGUUGGGGGCAUCGCGCUGCAGUACCGGCUGUCGGCCGAUGCGGCAUUACGCUGCCGGAAUGUCGUGCGCAACCGACCGAGGAUGCGCAAGAGACAUAAGACGCGCCACGGAAGCUCGGCGGCGUCUUCGGCGGUGACAUCAGCCCUGAAUUCUCCGGUCAUGUCAUCAGCGGCCUCACCACCACUACCGUCGACACACCCUCACCCUCCGUAGCGGGGGUGUUAUGCUACGACUGCACAUUUACUAUUUUAUCUUUCCGCAUUUUGUUUUGUUUUGUGGAGCGUCUUCCCUUUUAUACCCAACUUCUUUCUAGCCCUGAGCAUUUGCAUUUGGGACUGUCGGUUUAGAAAAUUAUUCCCGGGAGUGCGAACCCGAAAUCUGCAUACAAGCCAGGUACCAGUCCGGGAAUCAAUGGCGCAGGGGGUUACUACAUCUGUACUGCAUAUUUUUGGGAGUUAGGUCUGCGGUCUUGGUUUGUCAAGGUGAAGAAGAAGGGUCUUGCAUGGGAAGUUACA
Molecule: messenger RNA, 1616 nt
Organism: Chaetomium strumarium
Lineage: Eukaryota; Fungi; Ascomycota; Sordariomycetes; Sordariales; Chaetomiaceae
Exons: 1
Coding region: 181-1314 (377 amino acids)
Source: RefSeq, a predicted model, not a curated record